AGAUCCAGCGCAUUGUACAUUUAACAGAUGAGAAAAUAAGGUUUAAGGUAAAAAAAAAAGAGAUUUCAUGCAGUAACAUCUUUUUUUAAAUAAAUAUGCUUAAAUCCUUUUUUUUCUUGCACAGUUGGUGGUUUAAAGUUGAACGCUUGCUACUGUUGGUAAGCUUAUCUUUGGCCAUCUUCUGCAUAGUCUACCUGGAGUGGUUCUGUAGCAUUGGGGAUUAUGACAAUGAAUACCCACCACUAGCACCCAUCACAACUGCAGUAUUUAUUGCAGCAUCAGGCAGUUUUAACAUUGCUCUGUGGCCUGUGUGGUCUUUCAUCACACCUGUUAUCCUGUUUACCCAGUUCAUGGAGGUAGUAAUGGAUCUCUCCUGGGGUGGCAUUUAUAAGAGGAAAACAAAAUCACCAUUAAGGCUAUGGAAUCAAAUGUUCACUACACAGCAAAUCUGAGUCUGUAAGACUCUACCAUUCUUUAGAAAGAACUAGAAUAGUUAGUUUUGUACCUUUUUGGAUUUAUUUUUAUGUAUUUAUGUACUGU
Messenger RNA from Acipenser ruthenus (sterlet), 540 nucleotides. RefSeq names its product transmembrane protein 128-like. The coding region runs from base 96 to 452 and encodes 118 amino acids. The record is from RefSeq and is a predicted model, not a curated record. Lineage: Eukaryota; Metazoa; Chordata; Actinopteri; Acipenseriformes; Acipenseridae. The transcript is spliced from 3 exons.